AAAAAAAACUUGACAGUAAGCAGAGCUCGCCGGCGAUUUGUUUGUGAGUUCCCGGUGUAUUUUGAAGAUUCAUUUGUGGGUGUGCUUUCAUCAGCUUUGAAUUUUAUGAAAUGGGUUGAUUUUGGUUUCCCUGAAGUUUUCUGCAGCUUAUUUGUGGAGUUGGUGUUCAGGAAGUGAUUUGUUUAUCUGAAGGUCCAAUUUUCUGGAAAUUGGUAGUUAUUCUGGCAUUGAGAGCUUCAACAUUUUCAAAAUUGGAUAAAGAUUCAAUUAUUUUGUAGUUUCUUUUGGUUUGGGGAUUGUGGUUCUGAAGCCAUAUCCUAGUGACAUCAGUUGUUCUAGAAAACCCCAUGUUGUUCUAGAAAUUGCUAGACAUUUGAGAAGCUAUGUCUUCUUUUUCAUCUAAAGAUCCUUCCGCACUGUCCUAUCCAAAGUCACUAUUGUCUAUCGUAACUACAGUAGGAGGUCUUGCUGUGUUUUUAAUUCUUGCUUCCUCAUUUCUGGUUUCUCAGCCUAUUGGGGCUGCAGUCCAUGAGUAUUUUUAUGGUGUUCAUCAGUUGACAAGGCCUAAUUUAUUAGAUGGGGAUAGGGUAAAAUUUGCUGAUCCUCGACGUGAUGAUGUUGGUAUUAAUGGUACACCUAACUUUAAUUUGACGGCGAAGGAAAACAAUGAAAAAGGACUUGAGGAUGAAAAGGACCAGAUUUCCAAAUCUCAAGACGAAAAGAAAGAGCCAGAUUCUAAGGGGGAGCUAGUUGAAAAUUCUACCCAAAUACCUGUUUUGUCAGAAUCCAAUCAUUCUGUGGUUCAACCACAUCCUGAAUCAAAGCAAGAAGACGAGAAGAGUAACAAUGUUAGUUCGCAUAAGGAAAGCAAGAAUGAAGGGACUCUUCCAUCUUCUGAUACCCAUUCAGAGGACGUAAAAUCUUCAUCUACUGGACCCAAUAGCGUAAAUCAGGCUAAGCUAGAUCCAGAAUGUGAUCUAUAUCAUGGAAAAUGGAUUUCUGAUCAGUCUGGACCAUUGUACAGAAAUGACUCCUGUCCUGUCCUGACACAGAUGCAGAACUGUCAAGGAAAUGGAAGGCCUGAUAAGGAUUAUGAGAACUGGCGAUGGAAACCAGCUCAGUGUGAACUGCCACGAUUUGAUCCAAAGAAGUUUUUGGAACUAAUGAGAGGAAAGACUUUAGCUUUCAUUGGUGACUCAGUUGCUCGCAACCAGAUGGAGUCAAUGCUGUGUAUCCUUUGGCAGUAUGAGGUUCCGAAGAAUCGUGGGAACAAAAGAAUGCAGCGGUACUAUUUCAGAUCCACAUCUACUAUGAUUGUUCGCAUUUGGUCUUCAUGGCUUGUCAACCAAACAUCUGGACCUCUUGAUUUCGCUCCAGCAGGUGUAGUUAAGCUCCACCUUGAUGUUCCUGAUGAUGGGUUCAUGCAAUACAUCCCCCAGUUUGAUGUCGUUGUGCUCUCCUCCGGCCACUGGUUUGCAAAGCAAUCUGUUUAUGUUCUGAAUAAUGAGAUUGUUGGAGGACAACUGUGGUGGCCAGACAAGUCUAGAAAGAUGAAGGUCAAUAAUGUUGAAGCUUUUGGAAUCUCUGUUGAAACCAUCCUGACUGCCAUGGCAACACAUCCGAAUUUCAGUGGUAUUACCAUUGUUCGUUCCUUUUCACCUGAUCAUUACGAGGGCGGAGCAUGGAACACGGGAGGAUCAUGUACUGGAAAGGUGAAGCCUGCAGAGGAUGGUGAGCUGGCUGAAAAUGGCUUCACAAACAUAAUGCACGAAAAGCAAUUCUCGGGUUACACUCAUGCAAUUAAGAAGAAAAACAACAAGUCCGCCUUACUAUUUAUGGAUAUCACAGGAGUCUUUGCAUAUCGCCAUGAUGGACAUCCUGGUCCUUACAGAAGCCCCGAUCCAAACAAAAUCACAAAACGAGGUCCUGAUGGUAAACCCCCUUCACAAGAUUGCUUGCAUUGGUGCAUGCCAGGUCCUGUUGAUACAUGGAAUGAGCUGGUAUUUGAUCUUGUAAGGAGAGAAUUCGAGAGAAGACAGAGUAAUGCUUCAUGACUCGUGAGAAAGAUCAUUGCUGCUAAAACCAUUUUUCGUGCUUCUACAGCACAGCUACCGUAAGAAUAUCUCUCUCUCUGGAAAGGAGUUCAGCUUGUAGUUACUUUAGAUCUCUUAUUGUAGCUGGUGUUGUAAUCUAUGUUUAGAUAUUCACAUUCCACAGUAAGAUAAAAGUACAUGGAAUUAAUUUUCUCAGGUCUCAAGUAUGUGCAGGAUAAUUAUAACUACUUAUAUACAUACGUUUCCUUUUGCAAUAAAAUUGCACCUCUCCUUCUA
Messenger RNA from Solanum tuberosum (potato), 2330 nucleotides. Its product is annotated as protein YLS7. Lineage: Eukaryota; Viridiplantae; Streptophyta; Magnoliopsida; Solanales; Solanaceae. The record is from RefSeq and is a predicted model, not a curated record. Gene Ontology annotation, cellular component: Golgi apparatus. The coding region runs from base 384 to 2054 and encodes 556 amino acids. Gene Ontology annotation, molecular function: O-acetyltransferase activity. The transcript has 4 exons.